Abrus precatorius (Indian licorice) is the source of this 5112-nucleotide messenger RNA. RefSeq lists its product as uncharacterized. Gene Ontology annotation, cellular component: Ino80 complex. The coding region runs from base 503 to 4660 and encodes 1385 amino acids. The transcript has 3 exons. Lineage: Eukaryota; Viridiplantae; Streptophyta; Magnoliopsida; Fabales; Fabaceae. The record is from RefSeq and is a predicted model, not a curated record.
GGCUCGCUCAGUCUGACUCACCUUCUCUCUCGUCUUCCCUUUCUCUCUCUAACACCGAAACCAAACCCUUUUUUUCUCACUUUUGUUUCGCUUCUUCUCUCUGCAUUGCGUUGCAUUCAUCCCUGUUUGGUGCGGUGGACCUUUUGGUCUUUUCACAUUCCCAUCACACUCCCAAUCACACGGUCCCUCUCCAUCCACGUCACCUUCGUCUUCUUCAUACCCUCUCCACCCUCCUUUCUGUCUCUCCCUUCUCUCACUAUAUAACAACAACGUUUUCAUUUCUUUAGGGUUUCCUAAAGCCAUUCUCCACCGCACUGCACAAUCAUCCAUCGUCUCCAACAUUUCAUGUCUCUUUCCACUUCCUCCUUCGUUCCUCAAUUUCAUCUUCCGCGUCUCUUCUCUUGCGUUUAAGGGUUUUGAUUGAGAUUUGUUCGUGCGGGGUUCAAAUUUUUUAAAUUGGGUCCCUGAACGCGUUUUUGGCGGCAGUUUGGUGUUAUGAUUCAUGGCAAUUGAGAAAAACAACUUUAAGGUGUUGAGGCCUGAUUCCGAGUGUUCUCCCCGAAGUGGAGAAACUAUGUCUAGUGACGAAGAGGAGCUUCGGGGGCGUAACUCUGCCGUAGAAUCCGAUGAUGAUGAUGAGUUUGACGAUGCUGAUUCUGGGGCAGGGUCUGAUGAUUUUGAUUUACUGGAAUUGGGCGAGACGGGGGCGGAAUUUUGUCGGAUUGGGAAUCAGACUUGCAGCAUUCCUUUGGAACUCUACGAUCUUGCAGGGCUUGAAGAUAUACUGUCGGUGGAUGUGUGGAACGAAUGUCUGAGUGAGGAGGAGAGGUUUGAACUUGCCAAGUAUCUGCCUGACCUGGACCAAGAGAAUUUUGUUCAAACCUUGCAAGCGCUUUUCACUGGUGGUAACCUCCAUUUUGGGAGUCCUAUCAAGAAGUUAUUUGAUAUGCUGAAGGGUGGCUUGUGUGAGCCCAGAGUUGCUCUUUACAGGGAGGGCUUGAAUUUUUUCCAGAAGCGACAACACUAUCAUCUGUUGAGGAAGCAUCAGAAUAACAUGGUUAGCAAUCUUUGUCAGAUAAGGGACGCUUGGCGUAACUGUAGGGGGUACAGUAUUGAAGAAAGGCUCCGUGUACUGAACAUUAUGAGAAGUCAAAAGAGUUUGAUGUAUGAGAAGAUGGAAGAUUUGGAAGCUGAUUCUUCAGAUGAAGAGUCUGGUGAAGGUGUAUGGAGCAGGAAGAGCAAAGAUAGGAAAAUUGCACAGAAAAUGGGUCGCUAUCCUUUCCAUGGGGUGGGUUCUGGUCUAGAAUUCCCGCCCAGAGGACGAUCAGUGGUUAUGGAACAAGAGCAGUAUGGGAAGCAAAACCCAAAAGGUAUACUCAAAUUGGCUGGUUCGAAGACACCUUCAGUAAAGGACCCAACGGGUCGCUCAUCUUCUUACCAUGCUUCAGAUAUGAAUCCUGGGCUUAAUGGUUCAGCACGUGCUCUUUCCCAACAGAAAAAGUCAGUGGGAUAUGAUUCAGGGUCAAUGCUCAGGUUAAGGGAUCAGCUAUGGAAUGGUGACAAUGAUGAGGAAAUGUCAUAUAGACUAAGUGUCCAAGAUCACAAUUUACCACGCAGCAACCUUGUGGACAAGUCUGGUGUUCGCAGACUUGGAAAGAGGCAUGACCGUCUACGAGGCGAUGGGACAGAUACUGACAAUUUGACGGGUCUAUCUCUGUCUUCAAAGACUGAUCUACAUGGAUACUCUAGAAAUUCAAACCAAUCUUCUGAUAUGAAAAUGUUCACAACAAAGCCAUCUUCUAAGAGAGGUUCCUAUGAAUUUCCUAGAAAGGUUAGGCAUCCUGAAAAUGUUCAACAAUUUUUAGGUAGUGAUCAGGUAAAGUCUAGAUUGAGGGGUUCACAGUUACCACUUAAAGUCAAUACAGUUGAUUCCGCAGAUUGUGAUGAACUUUUCUACAGCAACGAAACACCAGGACAGGAAUUUGGUAUGGAUUCCUCACGUAGAUAUGAUGAUUGGAAUCUAAAGGGCAAGAAGUGGAAGGCAGGGAGAGAGUCUCCUGAUCUCAGUUACACUGCUUAUAGAUCUUCCUCUCCACAGGUGAGUGAAAGAUUUCUAUCCUCUGACUUUAGAGCAAAGUCAUUGCAGGAGAAGAUCAGAGGGCCUUUUAUGAAGAACGGAGGAAAAGACACAAUGGCUUUGAGGAGUAACCAGAUGCUUCUUAGAAGUGAAGAAACUGAAUCAGACUCAUCUGAACAGUUGGAUGAUGACGAGGAUAACAAUCCUCUAUUCCAGAGCAAAUAUCCUUAUCUGAUGGGUACAGCUACUGGUUCACGCACUAAAUCAUUGAAGUCUUAUCUAGAUCCCAAGAAGGACAAAUUUGUUACAGAUUUCAAAUCACGUGUACUAACACAGUCCAAAAAGAAAGGUAGCUUUGCAGAGCAGGGGCGUAAGCAUGGUGUAGAAAAUUACCUUUCAAAAGCCAAACAGAAGGGUGAAAUACGCAAUGGUGGUCCUUUGCAUAACCAGGCUGGUAAAUUUAUUGAAGAGAGCUAUCCCUCUGGAUCAGAUAUGCUUAAUGCUGGUGAUGAUGAUUGGAAACAGGUAUACAAGAAAGGCAGAAAAAAUGGUCAAAUACGAGAACACAUAGAAAGGUUAGACAUGCCCUCAUCAAAUGCAUAUACUGCUGAGCGAAAGAAGAAAGGGAGGACUGGCCUUGAUCAUUCCAUUAUGAGGUCAAAAUAUUUGCAUGAGUAUACUGGUGAUGAAGAUGACUCACUUGAAAGACAGUUGCUAGUGGAUGAUAAUGAAGUUGGACAAAGUAGGUAUGGAAGAAAAGGGCAGAUAUAUGCUACAUAUAAGGGUGAUCAAAAUGAUAGAUCGGAGGCAUCAUUGCUUGGUUGCAACUCAAUAAUGAAAAAGCGAAAAAUGAAGGAUGAUGCAGCAGAUCUUGGUGGAAGAGAUGAAGAUGUUAAUCUUCUGUUGAACACCCAGACAGAUGAUUCAACUUAUGUGAAAAGAAAGUCAAAGAAAAAAACAGAUGUUGGGAUGAUUAAUUCAGAAAAGAAAAAUUCUGAACUGCAUGUUACUGAUAUGGGGACAGCAGAUAUAGAACUGGAAACCAAGCCGCAGAAAAAGACAUUUACUUUGAUCACGCCUACAGUUCAUACUGGAUUUUCAUUUUCUAUUAUACAUCUUCUUUCUGCAGUUCGCAUUGCAAUGAUUAGUCCACUUGCAGAAGACGGUUUAGAAUUGGGGAAACCUAGAGAAGAGCAAAACAAAGUACAGGAAGGAGGAGGUGUGAAUGGGGCUCUUUCUAACCAUAAGAUGCCUGCCAAUUGUGAGCCUGCUGACCAAGUGAACAUGCCAUCUCUUACUGUUCAGGAGAUCGUUAACCAUGUGAAAUCAAACCCUGGUGAUCCUUUUAUUCUUGAGACCCAAGAACCACUGCAGGAUUUGGUCAGAGGUGUUCUGAAGCUAUUUUCUUCCAAAACAGCACCCCUUGGAGCAAAGGGUUGGAAGGUACUAGCAGUUUAUGAAAAAACUUCAAGAAGUUGGUCUUGGACUGGGCCAGUUAAUCAUAAUUCAUCUGACCAUGAUAACGUUGAGGAGGUGACAUCUCCUGAAGCUUGGGGUCUUCCUCGUAAGAUGCUUGUCAAGUUGGUUGAUUCCUUUGCCAAUUGGUUGAAAUGCGGUCAGGAAACGCUUCAACAAAUAGGAAGUCUUCCUGCACCUCCUUUAUCCUCUAUGCAAGUCAACCUUGAUGAGAAGGAAAGGUUUAGAGACCUGAGGGCUCAAAAGAGUCUUAACACCAUAAGCCCAAGUUCAGAGGAAGUAAGGGCAUAUUUUCGCAAGGAGGAAGUUCUCAGGUACUCAAUUCCUGACAGAGCAUUCUCUUAUACUGCAGCUGAUGGUAAAAAAUCUAUCGUGGCACCUUUGAGAAGGUGUGGCGGUAAGCCAACAUCGAAAGCCCGAGACCAUUUUAUGUUAAAACGUGAUCGUCCACCACAUGUUACAAUUCUUUGUCUUGUCAGAGAUGCAGCAGCUAGGCUACCUGGAAGUAUUGGCACUAGAGCAGAUGUUUGCACAUUAAUUCGUGAUUCUCAAUACAUUGUUGAAGAUGUUUCUGAUGCACAAAUUAAUCAAGUAGUUAGUGGAGCCUUGGAUAGAUUGCAUUAUGAACGUGAUCCUUGUGUACAGUUUGAUGGGGAAAGGAAAUUGUGGGUUUAUUUACACAGAGAAAGAGAAGAGGAAGAUUUUGAGGAUGAUGGCACUUCAUCCACAAAGAAAUGGAAGAGGCAGAAAAAAGAUGCUACCGAUCCAUCUGAUCAAGGAACAGUAACUGUUGCUUGUCAUGGAACUGGGGAGCAAAGCGGGUAUGAUUUGUGCUCAGAUCUCAAUGUGGAUCCACCAUGCAUUGAUGAUGAUAAGGGAAUUGAACUUUUGUCUACUGAUACAAGGCUAAAUGCUGAGGACAAUGUUGAUGUUAAUCGUUCUUCUGAAGAAGGCAAUGUUUGUGAUGGAAAUUCAAUGGCUUGGGAGGCUCUUGGUGUAAAUCGCACCCGAGAGUUAUGCCAAGAAAAUUCAACAAAUGAAGAUUUUGAUGAUGAGUCCUUUGGGAGAGAAAGACCUGUUGAAAUACUAAGUGCAAGCUUAUUGUGAUGUACAGGAAAUUAUAGUAAUGGAACAUCUAUUAAUACUUGUGACUUAUUCAAAGAUAUACUUGUUUCUGCAGACUCUGGUCCUUCUGCAUUCGAGAGUUCGGUCUGCCUGGUUGUAGCUGUGCUUGUACAUAGAUGCGGGCGCAGUAUCUUUGUAUAUUGAUUUGAUCGUAAAGAAUAGAAUAGAAUAGAAUAGAAUGUGAUCUUGUUGAAGAUCGUGCACUUUGGUUAGAUUAGCUGGAUGUUUUAACAGCUUUACAUCCCAUUAAUAAUACUCUUUUGGAUCAAGGAGCUCAAUGUGGCGUUGUUGUAUUUCAUCGCAACAUUCUUAUUUUAUCUGUAUAUAUCGCUCAAUUAAGACAUGAUGUCAAAACAUCCAAUAAGUCUGUUCACCCAAAUGAACAGGACAAAAUAUUAAUUACCCUCAGAUGAAAAGCACGAGACAUUAUUACU